UUGUCGUCCCGACAACCCGGGAGCGUUUGUCCUCACAACCCGGGAGCGUUUGUCCUCACAAUCCGGGAGCGUUUGUCCUCUCAACCCGGGAGCGUUUGUCCUCACAACCCUGAGCUCCGACUUGGCCGACUACGGAGGUAGUGUCUGCCUCAGCAUGGGUCCCAAAGCAAAAAAGUCUGGCAGUAAGAAAAAGAGAAUCACCAAAGCUGACCGGUUGAAGCAGCUACAAGAGGAGGAGGAGAAACGACAAAAGGAGGAAGAGGAAGCCCGUGUGAAAUACAAAAAAGAAGAAAUGGAAAGACUUGAAAUACAACAAACUGAGAAAGAAAAAUUGCGAAAACUUGAAGCAAAAGAUCUAGAAAGAAGAAAUGAAGAGCUUGAAGAACUUUAUUUAUUAGAGGCAUGUUUUCCUGAAGCAGAGAAAUUGAAACGAGAUAGUAGAUUGCUUUCUCAGUGGAAACACUACAUUCAAUGUGAUGGGAGUCCUGAUCCUUCAAUAUCCCAAGAAAUUAAUACUUUUAUUAGCUUGUGGAAAGAGGAAACCAAUGAGACUUUUGAGGCAGUGACUGCGAAGAGUAAACUAGUGCUAAAUUUGAUUGAGAAAUUGAAGUUAAUUUUAUUGGAAACUCCAUCAUAUGAUUUGCAAGAGAAAAAUAUAAUACAGUACCAAGGAUCAAUUCUAGAACUGCAGGAGCUCCUUCAUCUUAAGUUUAACAUAGCCACAGAAAUACUUCUCAGACAAGCUAGUACUUUAGCAGAUCUGGACAGUGGAAACAUGGAAAAAAUCAUCCGGGAUGAAAAUGUUACUCUAUAUGUAUGGGCAAACCUCAAGAAGAAUCCAAGGUACAGAAGUAUCAGAUUCUCUGAGACACAAAUUGGAUUUGAAAUUCCAAGGAUAUUAGCAACAUCUGACAUUGCUCUACGACUCCUACAUACUCACUAUGAUCAUGUCACGCCAUUAGGCCCUGUUCCAACAGCACCACAAGAACACACGUCCAUGGUAACUUACUUUGGCAAAGAUGAAGUUAAGAGUGUAGAAGCAGCAGUCAGCAAAGAUCUCCAAGAAGAGCAUAAAGAACAAGAAAAUGAGUCUAACUCAGUUCAUGAGGAAGAAACAAAAGUUGACGAACAAGGUGGUAUUGAAGGACAAACGAGUUCUGUCCAGGAAGAACCUGAAGCCACAAAAUAUGAACUGGAGAUGAAAUUAUUAAGUGAAACAGUUUCAGCAGCGCAGUUGUUGCUGUUAGAGAAUGCCCCUGAAAAGCCAUAUUUCUCUGAAGAAAAUGAGGUUGAUUUAUGCCAAUUCACAGCUCUGGGUGGAGUGCACCACUUGGAUAUUUUGGAGCUUCCUCCACAGUGUAAACCAAGGAAGGGCUGGAUGAUUGUGGAAAUACUCAAAGAAGGAUUACAGAAAUAUACAUAUCCUCCAGAAACUGCAGAAGACUUUGAAACAGAAAACGCUUUCCCACCCAUAGAGGUCAUGCUUGAGGUUCAUGAGAACGUAAUCUUUUUUGAGAAUCCUGUGGUUGCAAGGUGGGAUGCUGAAGGUAAACACUGGAAAACUGAUGGCAUCAGCAAUGUAUCUUACAAAUCGGAAGACAGACUUAUAACAUUCAGCCUGGAAACUUUGGGCCCUGUUACCUUGAUUCAAGAUGCUCAUGUUAAUAUGCCAUACCAGUCAUGGGAGCUAAGACCACUUGAUGUGAAUAAAGUACUUCUGACUGUGACUACAGUAUUUACUGAGAUUCAAAUACAAAUUAAGGAAAACCUCUGCAUGUUAGCGUCAAUCAAACUAAAUAACAAAAAGCAUUCAUCUAUUUUGGAAGAAAAGUGGAUGACUCCUGUUUCUUUCAUUAUUGCUUUGAAAGAAGCUGGACUGAAUAUCUUCCCUACUGGACACUCUCACUUUUAUGUUGUCAUAAACUAUAAGCUUCCUUUGGUAGAAGUGAAAGCUUAUCGACAAAUGGCCCUGCUAAGUUCUGCUUUUGCGUUUGGCUGGAGCAAGUGGAAUACAGUAUGUGAUUCUAAAAAAGUUGUGUUUCAGGUGAGGGAACACCUUCCUAAAGAAGAACCCAUUCAAAAUCCUAAUUGGACCCUUUUAAUGUUUAGUGGUGAUAGGGCACAAAGUCUCAAAAUCAAUGAAUCCAGUGAUGCAUUCUCUGAAGCCCUUAAAGAAGAAACUGAGUUUCAUUCUACUUUAUAUCACAUGGUUAAGGAUUUUGCUUCUAAAGAAGCAAUGAAGAAAGUUAGGUGUUCCAACUGCCAGUUUGUUGACUCUGUAUGCCACAUGCUACUCUCAACUAGAUUACUCAGCUAUUCUUAAUCCCCACUGAUAAAUUUUAUUCAGUAUGAAGAAUGAAGCAACUUGGAGAAAAAUCCGGUAUUUCUACAAUAAAGUGUAAUGAGUGAAUAUAUGUCAAAUAGGCUGUUAAA
Eubalaena glacialis (North Atlantic right whale) is the source of this 2433-nucleotide messenger RNA. It is a transcript of the gene DNAI7, whose product is annotated as dynein axonemal intermediate chain 7. The record is from RefSeq and is a predicted model, not a curated record. Gene Ontology annotation, cellular component: axoneme. Gene Ontology annotation, molecular function: microtubule binding; beta-tubulin binding. Bases 155 to 2323 code for a protein of 722 amino acids. The transcript has 16 exons. Lineage: Eukaryota; Metazoa; Chordata; Mammalia; Artiodactyla; Balaenidae.